This is a messenger RNA of Saprolegnia parasitica CBS 223.65, 5268 nucleotides long. RefSeq lists its product as hypothetical. NCBI's taxonomy places the organism in Eukaryota, Oomycota, Saprolegniomycetes, Saprolegniales, Saprolegniaceae. Bases 1 to 5268 code for a protein of 1755 amino acids. The record is from RefSeq and is a predicted model, not a curated record. The transcript is spliced from 2 exons.
AUGGCGCCUCAAGCGGCGCUCUCGUCGCGCCAGCGGGCGGUUGCCGUCUGCGGCGUCGUCUACGUGCUGCUGUCGCUCGUCGGUUGCGUGUGGUACCUCAGUCUUCUUGGCCCGAGCUUCGCCAACGACCUCUGGUGGGCUCACUACAACAUCUCGGGCCACCAAGCCUACCUCGUUGACCUUGUCAACCAGCUUCUUUUGACGCAUAACAAUGGCACCUUGGAUUCGUUCGCCGCCGCCGCAGUGCUGCCCAAGACGUACGUCGCGUCCGAGUCGAGCACGCUCGUCUACUCGUCCGACAUUCGAGCGUUCACGCUCGGUCGCCUCACGUCGCUCGAGUAUGCAGUGCCACAGCUUCGCGAUUUGGGCGCCUACUGGGCGCUGCGCAUGAACACACAGCACUGCUGGAUGGACUUUAACAAAACGUUCCAAGUCGCCCACACGCUUGGCCGCCAGCGCCGCUGCGAGCGCUUCUACGCGACCAAUGGUGCCGUCUACAUCGAGGCCCUGCUGCGCAACCAAAACAUCCCCGACUUUCUCGCGCUCUGGGGGGUCCACGGCCAGCGCUUCAACGUCGCGUACUACCGAGGGCUUGUCGAGACAGCGCGCGGGCAAGCGUUCUGGGCGCAGGUGACCAGCGUCACGACGUCCGUGACCGACGAGAUCGCGUACUGGAGGUCGUUCAACGUCUCCCACUUUGCGCUGCAGUGGCAGAACCGGUGGGGACCCGCGAUCACCGAGACGAUCGUGAUGGAAAACGCUUUGGGGAUGCAAAAGCAGAUCAUCCUCAAGGCGCUGGAUCAAGUCACGGGACCGUGGUCGUCCCAAACCAUGCACUGGAUCCCGAUCCAAGAUACCUUCAACGCGCAGGCCAUGAACCGCAGCUUUCUGCAAGGGACGAGCCGGUACUUUGGCGCCAACAACUCGGCGCUCGGCUUGAGCGCCAUCAGCCUCGAGGUGUACCGAGGCAUCGCCGACGCCCAAGGCAACCUCGAAGGCGUCGCUAAAGUCUUUCACGACACGAUUGGACCGUACUUGAGCAUUGACUUGCUGGUCAUGGACCACGUGCGAGGCUCGGAAGCAGCCAUGACAGCGUUUUUCGCCCUCCCAGAGACCACCACGUUUUUGCCCACACCGCUGGCGUGGACCAACAUGUCGUUCUUCGGCGGCAACCCCAUGUGCUCGUCCGGUGUUCCGACCUCGUUCGUGCAGCAGUCGUUUGAUUUUUACGAUACCUGCGCGCAGCUCGCACCACUCUCACUGCGUCUCACGCGACUCUCAAUGCUAUUUGGACUGCUAUUCACGCCACGAACAACCCUACUAGUACCAGAUAUUUGCGCCACGUCAUCGACACCCGACUGGUGUGCCUUGUCGCCGGCGUCGUCGCUGCUUGCGUCAGUGCCCAUCCCUUCCGAGCUGCUACAGCUGCAGCGCGACGCUUUGGACGCUGUCCGAGCUAUGAACGUCGGGCUCGUUCAGUUUGUCGCUAAUAACUCGAGCCGUAUUGCGCUGGACCAUGUGCCGCUGGUCGACUGGCCAUUCUUUGGCCAUCACAUCCUGUUCGAGUGGGCCGCUGGACUCCGUGAAGUGCUCUUCAUCGAGGGUGACGUCGGCGCCGUCACUGUCGUCUCCAACGCAUACGCGGGUCAGCCGUACAUUACGAGCAACGCAUCCUUCGAGACGGCGACGACGGCACUUUUGUACCUUGUGCAAGUCACGACAGGCCUCCUCCUCUUUGUGGGCGUGCUCACAAUGGUGUACGUCACCCUCUUUGCCCGCGGCCGUGUCCUCGGCCUCAACCUCUUUCGGUUCAACCGGUUGGUUGGCGCCGUCUGGAUCGGCCGACCGCUGGUCGUUCUCCGUGGUAUCAGCGCGCUUUUGCUCCUUAGCUCGGCCCAAGUGAGCUUGCAAGUGACGCCAUUGGGCACGACCUUGGCGCCACAUCCCCGCUCCAUCGGCAACGCGAUGGUCAUCGCCGGUGAAGCCACGUGGCUCACGUACGUCAUCAACGAGGUGCUUAUCGUGCUGUUACCAAGAGACGUCACGACCCAGUACAGUCCAAAGAGCACCUGUCUUGUCUGGCUGAGCCUGUUGGCUCUGGAUAUGGCGUCGCCCGUGCCGCUCACCAUCACGCUGGACCGACGAUGUGUCGGCAAUGACAUGGACUAUGGUCUUCUUUGCACGAGCGGUGUCAUCUCAGUCGGCAGCUACACCCGACUGCUGACGCUACUCAGUAUCCACGUCAGUGUCGUCAUCGUCACGGUCGUCGCGAGCCUACUGUGGCGUCGGCGACAGCCAGCGGACGUCGACACGGAGCCGAGUUUGCACUUUUCCAGUGCGACAGCCCUGUUUGCGAUGCCAAUGGCGUCAGACCCAGACGGCGCCACGUUUGAUCUCGUGACGUGCGUCCUCUGCGGCUUGGUGCCAGUGUGGUUCCGGUCCGAGUCGUAUGUUUUCAACCUGAAGCUCUGGCACUUUGUGGCCGACGGCACCCAGAAAGCGCGCCAUCUCAAGGUCUUUCGUCCGCCGACCAUCAACGCCUAUACCAUGAUCCAAGUGGCGGGGCCGCGAAAAGAAGAGAUCGGGGCAAAGGUCGAGAAAUCCUCAAGGAUUAUUUGGAUGACCAAGCAACGCUCCAAUCGGCUGGUGGCGUUCUUGGCCUUGGGCCAUACCGUAUUUGCAGUCGUAAGCAGCGUUUCGUACUUUCAAGUCUCGCAGGUCCACCUCGCCAACGACUACUACUGGGCCAACUUUAACGUCACGGGCGCCCACGCGUUUUUCGCCAACUGGCUCAACGAACAGCUCGUGCUCGGUCUCUCGACAACGGCUCUGGAGCUUGACGCACCCAGUAUUACGCUACCGGGAGCUUUUGCAGCCCCCAGCGCCGCGGUUAGCGCCCCCAACAACUACGGUGCGAUGCUGCAGCAUACCCAGCUCACGACUAUCGAAGUUGCCAUUGCCGGCCUCCGGGCCUCGGACGCCUGCAUGGCCCCCUGGAUCUUCUCGCCCUACUGCUUUCUCGAUUUUGAUCGGACGUUCGAGGUCGCCUAUUCAGCAGCGCGCCAAGCUCGCUGCCACGCCAGCAUGAGAGCCAACGGCGCCGUCUACCUCGAGUCUCUCUUGCGCAAUAUCGACUUCCGCGACUGGACGGCAUGCUGGGGCAGUGCGUUUGAAACCGCGUUCGCUCGGGACCUGCGCGGGUCCGUGGCCGGCCAGAAAUGGCUCGAUAUGGUAUCGGCGAGUCCAUUGCCCAUGGCGAUUGAAGUCGCCUACUGGCGCCAACACGGAGUCGAGCGCUACGACACGCAGUGGCAGAACUACAAGCGGAUCGGCGUCAUGAACAGCUACUCGAUCACGAAUGCCUACGGCGCAUCGCAUCCACUUACUCUUAUGCAGCUCAAUGGCGCCUUCCGCGUCGACAGCCAGACAACGUACAAGAUGUACUGGUCCCUCGCCAACGACUUAAGUGCGAUCAUGCGCAAUAGCAGUGGCAUUGGAGGGCGCAGUCUCUUGCGGAGCAGCAGUCACUUUGCUUUUCUCAAUACGACGCUCCAAGCCGUGUUGAUAGCGAACGGGACGCUCACGUCGCCGCUCCAAAACGGACUGGAGGUCGUCUCGCAGCGGCUGGGGCCGUUUGGGACCGUCGACAUGAUCUACAUGCGUGUGCCGCCGCUGGUUGUCAACGUCACCCAUCAGAUCUUAGAGCUCAUGCGACUGGGCAUGGACCACGGCAACGUUGCUGCACAAGCUGCCUUCUCUGCUAUGAUGCCCUCCGGAUCUUGUUUUCCCGUGCCCAUGAAAUGGUUGGCUCCAAAGAUCGCUUCGUACGGCGGCUCGCUGCUCUGCCCCGAGUUCUCUGCGCCGAAAUCGGUCACGAGUGGCUUCUCUAGCAUGCUGGCGUUCGAUCUCUCGUGCAUUGCUGCCUCUCCGGUUGUGAGCCGGUCGAUCCUGACGUCCCAGAGCUUCAUCGCGUCUGCGAUCCUCUCGGGGCUCAGUGCGGCGACGCCUCCCGUCAACAUGUCGCAGGUCUGCGCAUACGACCCGACAAGCUUGACGUCGUGCCUCCUCACGCUCCAGCAGUCCCUCGAGUUUAUACAAACAUACAUGCCAGCGACGCACACGCUCCCAGUUCCGUCCACGCACGCGCUCGUUCAGGCACUCGACAUUGAGUUUAUGCUUUACGCCAAGGUCAACGGAUCGCUGCAGCUGCUCCACACCAACGUUCUGGACCCAGCCGACCCUGGCUUUUACUUUUACGGCUGGACGUACCUCUACGACUGGGUGCUCGGUCGGCGCGAAGUCAUCUCGUUCCAAGGCGAUGCAAGUCGUCUCAACCUCUUGAGCGACUACCAGCUUCCGCUUGCGCAGCAAGUCCAGGCUUCGAACCUCGCCGCCAACCUUGUUUUGUACUUUCGAGCUGGCGUUCAAUACGUCACGGUCAUGAUGCUUCUCGUCUCGGCCGUCGCCGUUGGCUACAUGCUCCGGUCGCCCACGUGCUUUCAUGGCAGCAACCUCUUCAAGCUCAAUCGCGUCGGCGGUCUUGUCUGGGUCGGUCGACCACUGCUUUUUCUCCGGAGUGCCACGGCCAUCUGCCUUCUCUGCACGAGCGGCGUCGACCUGCACUUCUCGGGCUACCUCAGCUACUUCCAGGUCGAGCCCGCGCCGUGGUACAAGGUGCUCCUCGCGGCGUGGGAGGUCUCGUGGCUCGUCGCGGUCGUCGACGACAUCUUGCUUGUCGCGACGCAAGAGUACGCUUCGUACUUUGUCUUCCCCAACCUACUGGUGGUGUGCGUCGUGGUUGCGAUGCUCUCGGGUGUGUCGCCCGUUGCCGUCGCGCUGCACGUAGCACCAAAGUGCGUCUAUGCGGAAAUGGACUUUAACGUCGUCUGCGAGAGCGCCAACAUUGCCAUUGGCGACCCAAACCGCUUUGGGACGCUCCUCCUCAUUAUGGGCACGUGCCAUAUCGUGAGCUAUUUGCUUGCCAAGCGGAUGGUAGGACCCAAGCCGACGAGCCCCGUGCACUCGCUUUUGCUCUCGCUUGGCGCGCGGUAUCAUUUUAACCACUCGGCUCGCAUCGUGCAUGGCGUCUACUACCUGGACCGGGCCUCUGCCGCGCUCAACGGCAUUCUCACGUACAAGCUCGGGUCGACCAUGUUUGCCUUUGACAUCAAGCUCUGGCGCUUCUUCGCGGCGCCGAUACGCAACGCCGUCGACGUCCCGGGGCUCGACCAAGCCACGCUAAAUGCGUCGUUUCCGCUUGUCGAGUAG